AUCUCCGCGACCAGGAAACGGGAAAGAUGGCGACUGCUCGGCGACGUUGAGGCCGCGUUGGGCGGUUCAGAGUCAGGGUGAUGGCAGGAGAGCUGGCUGACAAGAAAGACCGUGAUGUAUCACCUUCCAAGGAGGAAAGGAAACGAUCUCGGACUCCUGACAGAGAGAGAGAGAGAGAUCGGGACCGGAAGUCUUCCCCGUCUAAGGAUAGAAAGCGCCAUCGUUCAAGGGAUAGGCGUCGAGGGGGCAGCCGUUCUCGUUCUCGUUCCCGUUCCAAAUCUACGGAAAGAGAACGGCGACAUAAAGAACGAGAACGUGAUAAGGAGCGAGAUCGGAACAAGAAAGACCGAGAUCGAGACAAGGAUGGGCACAGACGGGACAAGGACCGGAAAAGGUCCAGCUUAUCUCCUGGCCGAGGAAAAGAUUUUAAAUCUCGGAAAGAUAGAGAUUCUCGGAAAGAUGAAGAGGAUGAACAUGGUGAUAAGAAGCUCAAGGCCCAGCCAUUAUCCUUGGAGGAACUUCUGGCCAAGAAAAAAGCUGAGGAAGAAGCUGAGGCUAAGCCCAAGUUCCUCUCCAAAGCAGAACGAGAGGCUGAAGCUCUAAAGAGGCGGCAGCAAGAGGUGGAAGAGAGACAGAAGAUGCUUGAAGAGGAGAGGAAAAAGCGAAAACAGUUCCAAGACUUGGGCAGGAAGAUGUUGGAAGAUCCUCAGGAACGAGAACGUAGGGAACGCAGGGAGAGGAUGGAGCGGGAGACCAAUGGAAAUGAAGAUGAAGAAGGGCGGCAAAAGAUCCGGGAGGAGAAGGACAAGAGCAAGGAACUACACGCCAUUAAGGAGCGUUACCUGGGUGGAAUCAAGAAGCGGCGUCGGACAAGGCAUCUCAAUGAUCGUAAAUUUGUCUUUGAGUGGGAUGCUUCUGAGGAUACAUCCAUUGACUACAACCCCCUGUACAAAGAACGGCACCAGGUACAGUUGUUGGGGCGAGGCUUCAUUGCAGGCAUUGACUUAAAGCAACAGAAACGAGAACAGUCACGUUUCUAUGGAGACCUGAUGGAAAAGAGGCGAACACUGGAAGAAAAGGAACAGGAGGAGGCAAGACUCCGUAAACUUCGUAAGAAGGAAGCAAAGCAGCGCUGGGAUGAUCGACACUGGUCCCAGAAGAAGUUAGAUGAGAUGACAGACAGAGAUUGGCGGAUCUUCCGAGAGGACUAUAGCAUCACCACCAAAGGUGGCAAGAUCCCCAAUCCCAUUCGAUCCUGGAAAGACUCUUCUUUACCUCCACACAUCUUGGAGGUUAUUGAUAAGUGCGGUUACAAGGAACCAACACCUAUCCAGCGUCAGGCAAUUCCCAUUGGGCUGCAGAAUCGUGACAUCAUUGGCGUAGCCGAGACUGGCAGUGGCAAGACGGCAGCUUUCCUCAUCCCGUUGUUGGUGUGGAUCACCACUCUCCCUAAGAUUGACAGGAUUGAAGAGUCAGACCAAGGCCCUUAUGCCAUCAUCCUGGCACCCACCCGUGAGUUGGCCCAGCAGAUUGAAGAAGAGACCAUCAAAUUUGGGAAACCACUGGGCAUCCGCACCGUGGCUGUCAUUGGUGGCAUCUCCAGGGAAGACCAGGGCUUUAGACUGCGCAUGGGUUGUGAGAUUGUGAUUGCUACCCCAGGACGUCUGAUUGAUGUGCUGGAGAACCGCUACUUGGUGCUGAGCCGCUGUACCUAUGUGGUUCUGGAUGAAGCAGAUAGGAUGAUUGACAUGGGCUUCGAACCAGAUGUCCAGAAGAUCCUGGAGCACAUGCCUGUCAGCAAUCAAAAGCCAGACACAGAUGAGGCUGAAGACCCUGAGAAGAUGCUGGCCAAUUUUGAGUCAGGGAAACAUAAAUACCGCCAAACGGUCAUGUUCACGGCCACCAUGCCUCCAGCUGUGGAGCGCCUGGCCCGGAGCUAUCUUCGGCGACCUGCUGUGGUGUACAUUGGUUCUGCUGGCAAGCCUCAUGAACGAGUGGAACAGAAGGUCUUCCUCAUGUCAGAGUCAGAAAAGAGGAAAAAGCUGCUGGCUAUCUUGGAGCAAGGGUUUGAUCCACCCAUCAUCAUUUUUGUCAACCAGAAGAAGGGUUGUGAUGUGUUGGCCAAAUCCUUGGAGAAGAUGGGGUACAAUGCUUGCACUCUGCAUGGUGGGAAAGGCCAAGAGCAGCGAGAGUUUGCACUGUCCAACCUCAAGGCUGGGGCCAAGGAUAUUUUGGUGGCUACAGAUGUGGCUGGUCGUGGUAUCGACAUUCAAGAUGUAUCUAUGGUUGUUAACUAUGAUAUGGCCAAAAACAUUGAAGAUUACAUCCACCGGAUUGGCCGUACAGGACGAGCAGGCAAGAGUGGGGUAGCUAUCACCUUCCUCACGAAAGAAGACUCUGCUGUGUUCUAUGAGCUGAAGCAAGCAAUUCUGGAGAGCCCUGUGUCCUCCUGUCCUCCAGAGCUAGCCAACCACCCAGAUGCCCAGCACAAGCCAGGAACCAUCCUGACCAAAAAGCGCAGGGAAGAAACCAUCUUUGCCUGACACAGGGUUCUUCCCAUGGGUUAAGGACAUGCUCUGAAGCUGCCUAAAGCUGGUUCUUCAGGACCCUUCUGACAGGACCUCUGUCUCCUUCAGGUCCUCACUCUUGGGUUAUGGGAACUUAGGAAACAAUCAAGGCUACCCUGGCCCAGACCUUUAGGUCUGAAGGCCUGACUGAGCUUCCGAAGGAGGGGAACUGCUGUAGAAGGCAAGGAGAGAAAAUAGCCAGCUUUUGGCCCAGCUCU
This is a messenger RNA of Elephantulus edwardii (Cape elephant shrew), 2785 nucleotides long. It is a transcript of the gene DDX23, whose product is annotated as DEAD (Asp-Glu-Ala-Asp) box polypeptide 23. The record is from RefSeq and is a predicted model, not a curated record. The coding region runs from base 81 to 2543 and encodes 820 amino acids. Gene Ontology annotation, biological process: mRNA splicing, via spliceosome. Lineage: Eukaryota; Metazoa; Chordata; Mammalia; Macroscelidea; Macroscelididae. Gene Ontology annotation, cellular component: catalytic step 2 spliceosome. The transcript is spliced from 17 exons. Gene Ontology annotation, molecular function: RNA binding; RNA helicase activity; ATP binding.